CAGGCCCCGCAAAAGAUCAUGCCGGUCCUGCCUUUUAUACAGACAAGAAUGUAUGUACUUUAUUUCUUACCAUAAUAAUGCUCCACGUGCUUUUUCAUUUGAGUUUUACUUUUUCAAACGAUAUGAACGACAGAUUUGACAAAUUUUAAAAUUCGUUUAUAUCUUUAAUCACGAUGCAAGUUUCUUGCCCAAACGAUGUAAAGAUCUAUAAUUUGAGUGCUGGAAAGUCCCUUCCAGAGUGGUUAUCGGAACGGAAACGGCGAAGCUUAAUAAAGAAAAAUGUUGAUAUACGUCGACGAAUUGAACUUAUCCAGGACUUUGAUAUGCCUGGAGUUAGCACUUCUAUUAAAGUUUCAAAAGAUGGACAAUAUAUUUUUGCAACAGGAAUAUAUAAACCACGUGUAAAAUGUUUCGAUGUAAAGAAUUUGUCUUUAAAAUUUGAAAGGUGUUUCGAUUCUGAAGUUGUUACUUUUGAUAUCUUAUCAGAUGAUUACAGUAAGUUGGUAUUUUUACACUGUGAUCGAACCAUUGAAUUUCAUGUUGCCCAUGGCAAAUAUUACAGGCUCAGAAUACCACGUUUUGGAAGAGAUAUAAAGUAUCAUUACCCAUCUUGUAAUCUUUUUAUUGUGGGAGAUAGCAACGAGAUUUAUAGAAUAAACCUUGAGAGAGGACAAUUUUUGCAAUCUUUUGUAACAGAUUCAACAUCGAUAAAUAAAUGUGAAAUAAAUCCUGUACAUCAUCUUCUCACCACUGGAACUCAAGAAGGAAAGGUUGAAGCAUGGGAUCCUCGAACAAGGAAUAAAGUGGGCACCUUGGACUGUGCUUUGUACUGUGUUGGACAAGACAAUAAGCUAGAAGCAGUUCCUGCGAUUACUAGUUUAAAAUUUCAAGGAGGCUUAACACUUGGAGUGGGUACGUCGACUGGACAAGUAUUGUUAUAUGAUAUUCGUUCUAGCAAACCUUUCUUAGUAAAGGAUCACAUGUAUGGAUUACCAAUCAAGAACAUAGAGUUCCAUCAGAAAAUGGAUAUGGUUUAUUCUAUGGAUAGUUCUAUUGUGAAAAUAUGGGAGAGAAAUAGUGGUAAAUUGUACACAUCGAUAGAAGCUCAAAAUGAUUUUAACGAUAUGUGCGUCAUACCAAACACUGGAAUGUUCGUAAUUGCUAACGAAAAUACGAAAAUGCAAACCUAUUACAUCCCUAGCCUUGGGCCAGCUCCGUAUUGGUGCAGCUUCUUAGACAAUUUGACAGAAGAAUUAGAAGAAUUAAAUUAUGAAACAAUUUAUGAUGAUUAUAAAUUUGUCACUGAGAAGGAAUUAGACGAACUAGGUCUAUCGCAUCUAAAAGGCACUAAACUUCUUCGAGCCUAUAUGCACGGGUACUUCAUGGAUAUUCGAUUGUAUAGAAAAACGAGAGAUGUGAUGAAACCUUUUGAAUUUGAAGAAUAUAAGAAAAAACGAAUUCAGCAAAAAAUACAAGAAACCUGCGGCAGUAGAGUACAGGUUCAAAAACUACCAAGUGUAAAUAAAGAACUUGCGUUUAAAUUAAUGGACGAUGAAACAAAUAUGAAGAAGAAGAAGAAGAGCUCUUCCAAUCUUCUUAAAGACGAACGUUUCAAAGCACUGUUCAGUAAUCCAGACUUUCAAGUGGAUAAAAACUCGGAAGAGUAUUCGUUGCUAAAUCCUGUUAUUUCUCAGCUUGAUAAAAGCAGAGCUAAAAAAUUGCAAGCUAAAAUAGCUGAAGAAGAGGCGCAACAAAAAAUGGAGAUUGAUCACGAGAACGAUGAAAACCAAGACAAUAGUUCGGAUGAAAGUUUCAUUCAUGACGAUAGUAGUUCAGAGGACGAAAAACCAUGGGUAAGAGAAGUAAAAAAGCAAUAUCGAUUGAUAAAGAAAAAUGAAAGACAGAAUGAGGUAGAGGAUGAGAAUGUGAAAGAUAAUGAACAAAAAUUAGGAAAUCAUUCUCGGCUUUAUGAAAUCAAGGAACAUGUAGAGUUCAGAGAUGCAAAACCGGUAGCAAAGAGGCAAAAUAAGGCUACCUUGGGAGACAGACUAAAAACCCAGGAAGCUCUUGGUGUUAAAGUUUCUGGUUCCCGUGGUAACAGAGAAAUGACUUUUGUCGUUGGAAAGAAAAAACCAACUGGACGCGCAAAAUUUCAAGUAAGAAGGCACGGAAAGGACCAUAAACAUCUUUUAAGACCAGCAGGAAACCUAUACAGAAAGAAACGUUAAUAUUGAUUGUUGUAUUUAGUUCUUUAUUUUAAAUAUUAAACUAUUUUAUUUUGUACAGUAAA
Messenger RNA from Hylaeus anthracinus, 2290 nucleotides. RefSeq names its product nucleolar protein 10 (gene l(2)34Fd). The coding region runs from base 174 to 2228 and encodes 684 amino acids. Gene Ontology annotation, molecular function: protein binding. The record is from RefSeq and is a predicted model, not a curated record. Gene Ontology annotation, cellular component: 90S preribosome; small-subunit processome; nucleus. The transcript has 11 exons. Lineage: Eukaryota; Metazoa; Arthropoda; Insecta; Hymenoptera; Colletidae. Gene Ontology annotation, biological process: maturation of SSU-rRNA from tricistronic rRNA transcript (SSU-rRNA, 5.8S rRNA, LSU-rRNA).